ACUUCUUUCUCUUAUCCGCAGACGUUUGCGAGCAUCAGCUUGCCUCCCCCUCCCUGCCUCCGACUCCACCUCUCCGAAACUUCCUGGGUAGCGUCGAACGGUCUCCUCAAAUUUAAACCUAGCCCGUACAGUGUCGGUCGAUGCCUAAACCCCGACCGACUUUACUGGUUGUGGAGAGGGGUAAUAGAUGAGGGAGGCCAACCAAAGCAGUCCCUCGCGAAAUGGUUCUGACGACCGAACAGCCCGAAAGAACCCGUACCCCGUUAUCCACACCAGAACAAUUUACAAAGUCGCUCAAACCCGUCGCCAGGAAAGAUUCAAGCCGGGGGAUUCUGUCCACGUCAGAGACGGAGAAUGGAGGUGAGGACAGGCCCAGACGGAGCGGCAAGCAUGCAGGGGAACCCCAGCCGUCUCUGGACUUGGAGUGGGAGCUGGACGGCAGGAAGAAAACGCCCCUCAUGAGAUUCAAAGCUGCGGAACAGCCUUCUCCAAUUCAAAAUCCCAAUGACAGUGAAACCAAGAUUGCAAGGAAAAAAUCCAGCCAGAUAUCCAAGACCAAUCUCCAUUACCAUAAAAUAUUCAAACAUAUCAGCAAAGAUGAGACACUGAAACAAAGUUACACUUGUGCCCUGCAGAAAGACAUUCUGUAUCAAGGGAAACUUUAUGUCUCUGAUAACUGGAUCUGUUUCCAUUCAAAAGUUUUUGGCAGAGACACAAAGAUUACUAUCCCAGUUGUCACCGUGACUUAUAUCAAAAAGACAAAAACAGCAAUUUUGGUACCAAAUGCCCUUGUAAUUACAACUACAAAUGAGAGGCAUGUGUUCGUGUCAUUCCUCUCUCGAGAUACCACCUUCAAACUCCUGACAUCCCUCUGCAUUCAUUUAGACGGAGACAAUACUGGGAGUAGCCCUAUCCCUUCCUCUGCUGAGAACAGCUUCAGAUUGGACUGCCCCACUUCACUUCCUCUGGACUUCUCUGUGGACUUCCUGGACCUGGAUGGAGGCGUACGCCACAGGAGACAAGACGUGCCGGAGAGCAGCAGCUCUGGUUCACAGACUCCCGAUUAUGACAAAAUGUCCGAGUUCCCCAGCUUGCCAGACACGUUCCUGAGCGGAGGGAAGAACGGCGAGGUGGCGGUUCAUGCGGACGUCCACCUCCAGACUCCCAGCCAAAAGCACACAGCAGCCCAUCACAAUGUGCCAAGCAAGCUGCCCCAGGCCGUUGUGCACAAAGAGAAAUCUCCCCAGUCCAUGUCGUUGCACACCCUUCUCCUCAUCUACUUGUUCCUAGUAAGUGUCCUUGUGUUGACCUCGUGUUACAUGGCCUUUAAGAUUGUGGGCCUCGAACAGCGUCUCACAUCCCUGGGUGAAUACGGGCGUAAUGGGUACGUGGCUAAUCCCAAAGCCCAGGUUGACUUCAACGCUGCGAUGUACGGGGAGUUGUCUACAAACCUGCUCAGGCUAGAGAAGAUUCAGAGAAACUUACAAAAGUUACUUGAAGAGACCUAACCAACAGACACUGCCGGAUGGAAGCUUCACCUUUGCUAAAAACGUUGGAAUUUGCAGUUCAGCUUUCAGUUCCAAAACAGACACCCACUCCUAGAAGACAGCAUUCUUAAUUGUGCAAUAAGCAGUAUCGCCUCUCUCAGGACUAAGAUUGGUAUAUUUUGUAACAGAUGAAUGAGUUAGAGUAAUGAAUGCAUAUUAGUGGCUUUAGUAGGCAAGGAGAAGCCAUAAGCUGUAUGUGUAGUGCCUCAUUUGAGAGUCUUUUUUUCAGGUAUGACUAGGUCCAAAGGAUCCACCUAUUUCAAUGUAUUUUUAACAUUUCAAAAUUAUCAACAUGUUAGGCCCGCUAUUAAUGUGCCCUUAUGUUACAGAAAGGAUUUUUGCCAAUAAAAUAUUUAUAGAUUUCGCUUAA
Osmerus eperlanus (European smelt) is the source of this 1917-nucleotide messenger RNA. RefSeq names its product GRAM domain-containing protein 2B-like. NCBI's taxonomy places the organism in Eukaryota, Metazoa, Chordata, Actinopteri, Osmeriformes, Osmeridae. The transcript is spliced from 14 exons. The record is from RefSeq and is a predicted model, not a curated record. The coding region runs from base 222 to 1508 and encodes 428 amino acids. Gene Ontology annotation, cellular component: cytoplasmic microtubule.